Molecule: messenger RNA, 732 nt
Organism: Rubroshorea leprosula
Lineage: Eukaryota; Viridiplantae; Streptophyta; Magnoliopsida; Malvales; Dipterocarpaceae
Source: the annotation of a GenBank genome assembly
GGUACAUGGAAAAGUACAUUGAGAAAUAAGAAACUUUCUCUUUUGUUUGUCAUCUUGCUACUUCUCCUUUUAUUUUAUAACACGUUAUCAGCAUGACAAUCUUCACCAUUCAAUUUGUGGAUGGUGCCUUCAAAAGUGAGUUUUUUUGGGUGGAGGCUGUGUCUAGAUAGGCUGCCAACAAGGUGGAAUUUGCAAAAGCGAGGAAUGGUACUCCAAGGGGUUGGCAUGCUGUGUGGCCUAUGUAAGGAGGGCGUGGAGGAUGUAAAUCAUCUAUUCUGCACAUGUAAGUCAGUUUGGUUAGUUUGGGUGAAGGUGAUUCAGUGGUGGGGCUUGGAGGUUGUGUUGCCGGAUAAGCAGGGUGGGGAUUUUAGGGAGCAUAUGUUAGAAUUGAUUCAAGAUAAGUCCUUCUUCUGGAUAAGGAAUAAGGUAGAGGGGUGUGUUUUCUCUUUUGUUCAGUGGCAGAAUAAUCCAGUGGAAUGUGCAAGGGAGUUGUCUCGGUUCAAGAGGUCUUUGAAGGCUUUUAAGAAACAAAAGGGGCGGCUUAUUCAACCUGGCUCUCCUGGGGCUGAUUGCAACGCCUGGGGUGCAGCCUAAUCAACAUCUGCUGGGCUGAAUUUUUUCUAUGUUCUAAUGCUUGCUCUUUUGUUUGGGUUAUGGAGUCUCAUUUAUGUGUAAAAGGGCAGGAGCACCCCUUGUGCUCCAUUUUAAAAUGAAUAAAUAUUUAUUUGCUGA